This is a messenger RNA of Lactuca virosa, 339 nucleotides long. Lineage: Eukaryota; Viridiplantae; Streptophyta; Magnoliopsida; Asterales; Asteraceae. The record is from the annotation of a GenBank genome assembly.
AUGUCAGCAGUAAGAGACGAGAGAAGCUACACUUUUUUGUUGUGUUAUCUGUAUAAAAACAAUUGUUUGAAGUUGAGGUUUAUGGGUAUUCGGGGAUCAAUUUGGGAAACCUCUUGGAGCAAACUUUUACAGAAGACAUGGCAUGCGGGUGUACAUGAGUUUCCCUUUCUUUAUGCUCGUAUGUUUCGUCAAUUGCUAACUCCUCAUCUUUGGUUAUUCAUUUUUAAGGGAAGACAAAGGAUCACAAGGAGGGAUUUCCAUCUCUUGGCUGUGAAGCCAUCCUUGCCGGCGAACGGGUCAACUUCGGUCCUCCUCCUUCUCCUGAUUGCAAACACAUGA